GGGGGAGAGCGGUGUUAUGAGCCAUGAAACCUUGGAAAUACACUUUUCCCAAAAGGUUUCCACAAUUUUGGCCACUAGUGUAGAUGCCUUAAUAUUUUACAUUAGGAAGACGGGAAAGCACCUGACAGGUCAGACUAUCUGUACAUCUGGCCCAGUAUUUUUUAACUACAGUAGCUGGCAGCCGGCACUCCUCAGUCUUUCCCAUCACCAUCUGAUGGUUUUGGCCUGAGAUGCUGAUGCUUGAACCAGGGACUCUUUGCAUGGAAGGCAUAUGUGCUAUUACUACUGAGUUACAGCGUCUCCCUUGUGCUCUCUUGGGGGGGGGGGAAUGCACUAGGAAAUAAUUAAGGAGCCCCUACUCCCAGCUGUUAUUUAAAAAGGGGGGAUGGGACAGAUGAAGAUGUAUUUAAUAUAUCUACUUUGGUCCCCAGUGGUAACUAGAAUAUAUUGGCUCCAUCUAAAUGUACACUUUCUGGCUGGUGCUUGCAAUUAAUUAAGCCAAUAAUGAUUGGUCAUUGACAUUAUGUUCCCUAAUGAUUAUCCCCAAAUGACCACACAGAAAUCAUAGAAUCGUAUCAUUGUAGAGUUGGAAGGGAUCCCAAGGGUCAUCUAGUCCAACCCCCUGCAAUGCAGCGCUCACCCUGUUGGGGAAACAUAUUUUAAUUUUAGAUGUGGAUUCAUUGAACUAAUUAUUUUAUACUUUUCAGAAUAAAAGUAAAAAAACUGAUGGACACUGAGGAUGAAAUUGCCAUUGUGGGGAUCGGAUGCAAUUUUCCUGGAGGUGAAGGAAUUGAUAAUUUCUGGCGAGUUCUAGCAGAAGGCAGAAACUGUGUUGUAGAAAUACCUCCGGAAAGAUUUGAAACCAAAAGCUGGUAUGAUCCAGACAGUCUCAAACCAGGAAAGACGAGCACAAGACAUGCCGCUUUUACCGAAGAGUUUAAUGCAUUUGACAACAGACUUUUUGGAAUUAAUGAUGUGGAAGCUGAGCGUAUGGAUCCCCAGCAGAAAUUACUCCUGGAAUGCACAUAUAGAGCACUGGAAGAUGCAGGAGUCCCUAGAGAAAACAUAAGUGGUUCAAAAACAGGGGUUUUUGUUGGUAUGAUGAAUCAAGACUACAGGCUAAUGAGUAGCAGAAACCCCACUGAAGCAAGCCACUACGAUGGCACUGGGACAGCAAUGAGCAUAGCUGCUAACCGGAUUUCAUAUACAUUUAAUCUGACUGGGCCAUCGGUUGCCAUCGACACGGCUUGCUCCUCAUUUGCUUAUGCUUUGCACUUUGCUUUGCAUGCAAUUAAACAAGGAGACUGCGAAGCUGCUCUUUGUGGAGGAGUGAGCUGCAUAAUGGAACCACAGGUCUUCGUCGCUCUUAGUAAAGCAAAGAUGCUAUCCCCUGAAGGAGUCAGCAAACCCUUUUCUAUAAAGGCCGAUGGCUAUGGAAGGGGAGAAGGUUGUGGAGUUCUUUUGCUGAAACCAUUAAAGAAGGCGCAGGAAGACUUCAGCAAAAUAUGGGGUGUCAUCAGUGUGAGUGCAGUCAACCAGAAUGGAAGAUCCGUCACACCGAUCACCAGACCAUCUCAAGAGGAACAGGAGAAGUUGCUGCUCAGCAUCUACCCAGAUCGUGUUGAUCCAUCUGUUGUGCAAUAUAUUGAAGCACAUGGCACAGGGACACCUGCAGGAGAUCCUGUUGAGGCAGAGAGCUUAGGUAAUGUCAUUGGUAAAAAGAGGUCUCCUAAUCUGCCCCCUCUCAAGAUUGGCUCCGUUAAAGGGAAUAUUGGGCACACAGAGUCAGCUGCUGGGGCAGCAGGCUUAAUCAAAGUUCUUCUCAUGAUGCACCAUGGGAAGAUAGUCCCAUCCUUGCACUUUUCAGAGAGCACCAGCAGCAUAAAUACAGGGAAACUGAAUCUCUCCAUCCCAACAACAGUGGAGAAGUGGGAUGAGUCUGCUGAAUAUGGCAGAGUUGCUGGGAUCAACUGUUUUGGAUUUGGGGGCACCAAUGCCCAUGUGGUUGUCAGACAGUUUAAACAAACGCAGGUUAUUUCUCCAGUCCAAAGGCCUGUCGAAUUAUUUGUCAUUUCGGCAGCUUCAGGAAAUUCUCUCAAACAGGCAAUGGAAGACACAGCUAGGUACCUGAAUACCAGUGAAUCAGCGACACUCCCAAAUCUGGCCUACACAUCUGCUUGUAGAAGAAGCCAUAUAAACUACAAGUACAGAAAAGCAUUUGUGGCAUCUUCACUACAGAAACUAGAGCAACAGCUUUCCCCUGCGGUUGAACUGGAAACAGCUCCGCUGAAGAAACCGCCACAAUUAAUUUUUGUAUUCUCUGGUAACGGUCUGGAUCUGAAAGGGAUACCUGAGAUAUUGCUAAGGACUGAGCCAGUGUUUAGAGACAAAUGCAAAGAAAUAGAAAGGCUGUUUCUAGAACACCUUCCCACAGGAAUCCUAAAAUCAAAAGAAAAUGAAUACAAAGAUUUGUCCAGGCCUGAAGUUGCCCAGCCCUUACUCUUUACACUGCAGGUGGCCUUGGUUACACUCCUGCAACACUGGGGCGUUAAGCCAGUUGCUGCUGUUGGCCAUUCAGUUGGCGAAGUAGCUGCUGCCCAUUGUGCUGGCUUGAUUUCCCUGGAAGAUGCUGUCAAAGUCAUCUACCACAGGAGCAGGCUGCAGGCUAAAGUCACUGGAGGCAGAAUGCUGGUGGUUGGCAACAUUCCCAUUGCAGAAGUGUCAGCAGCCCUUGGAGCAUAUUCAGGGAAAGUCUGCGUUGCAGCGUUUAACAGUCCUUUGUCUUGCACAUUAUCAGGAGAUGAAGCGUCUAUCCACGCCAUUCAGAAAGAUCUGGCUGAGCACUUCAGUAAAAGAAACAUAUUUCUUCAUGUUUUAAAUGUGCCAGCUGCAUAUCACAGCCACAUGAUGGAUCCAGUACUAACUGAGAUAGCAGAAAAUCUAUCAGAAUUAAAGAAAGGGAAGCCAGAGAUUGACCUAAUUUCGACAGCAACAGGGAAGGCCGUUUCAGAUGGUGAUUUUGUUACAGGCACCUACUGGGCCAGACAGGUUCGGGAUCCUGUUUUGUUUGCAGAGGCUAUAACAACUGCAGCAAAAAGCAGAGAUGAUCCUGUAUUUGUGGAAAUUGGUCCCCAGCGUGCACUGAAAAGAUAUAUUAUUGAAGCAUUAGGGACACAAGCUAAAGUUUUUCCUUCCUUGCACCUUGACAAAGAAUAUAUGACACUUCUCACACUUGUUAAAGGCCUUUUUGAAUUGGGAGUCAAUCCAGAUUGGGAGCACAUCUAUGCAGGAUAUCAGGGUGUACCAGCAGCCUACCCCAGGUAUCAAUUUGAUCAUAAGAAGCUCAUGUCAUUUUUAAACAUGCUCCAGCAGCCAACUCAAACCAAGCUGAACACAAACCACCUGUCAAUUCAUAAUGUCAGCAACGGCAGUUCAGAAUUCAAGUAUUCCAUAUCUCAGACAGUGACUCCCUAUUUGUACGAGCACAAGCUCAAUGGUGUUGCUCUGGUUCCUGGUGCCUUUUUUGUUGAACUUGCUUUGUCAGCUGUGAUGGCUAGCUCAGGAAGAAAGGAGCCCUUAAGUUUGUGUCAGAUGAGCAUGAAGUUUGAAUCGCCUUGUGUUUUAAGUGAAAAUUCUCAUGAUUUGAAGCUAAAAGUGGUAUCACAAAAGGAAAGGAAAGAUUUCAAAAUACUAUCCUCAUCUGGUGCGGUAUAUGCAUCUGGACAGAUCAUAUGGAACCAAGAAACCUUUCUUGAAGAAAAUAACAUUUCAUAUAGGCAUGUUUUUCAGCGGUGUAAAUCAAUUGUCAGAAAGGAUGAAAUAUACGAAGCAUUAUCUCGUUUUGGAUUUCAGUAUGGUUCAGUAUUCAAGCAGCUAAGUGAUGUGUUUUAUUUUGAAGAGCUGAAGGAAGCCAUAACCACCAUUAAGGUGAACAAGCAAACCAGGGAAGAACUGCACAAGUAUUUUAUUCAUCCAGUGAUAUUAGACUGCUUUCUACAAAUGAUUGGUGUGAUGACCGCAAAAACCAGGAACAACUGUACAGGGUUUCCUUCCAACAUAAGCAGCCUUGUAAUUGUCCGACCUUUGGAAGAGGAAAUGAUGAUAUAUCUGAAAACAAGUAAGUCUACUGAGAACUAUUUAGAAUUUUGUGGAUGCUUCACAGAUAAACAAGGCUCUGUUUUGGUUGAGAUUAAACGUGUUGGGUUCACUCUUCUGAAGAGAACGUCCAAUAGUGAUGAUGCUUUCCUUUUUGAAAAUCAGUGGAAAGAGGUAACCCCUUCCCACAUUAUCCAAACCUCAGGAGAUGCACCCAGAGCUGCAGUGUUUGCUGACAAAAUUGGAGUUUCUCAGCAGCUCAAAAAAUAUUUACAUAAAGAUUCUAGGUUUUUGAUGUAUGAAGACUGGGAGCGAUUACUGGUGUCAGGAAGUGCAAAUUCAGCUGCUCAGGACAAAAUUAGGCUAGAGGUACAUGACUACAAUGAUGUUUUGUUUAUGUGGGGAAUUCAAAGAUCAAAUGGAGAAAAUCCUGAGAGUGUUGUUGCAAGCUUAUCCAAAUGUUGUGAAGCUUUCCGGCAACUUGUCGUUGCAUUGAGAGAGAAGAACAGUCAUGGUUCCAUCAAGAUAAUUACAUAUAGAGCAACAGGCAGGACUGUAGACCACAUUAACCCUGGCUUGGCUUUGUAUGGGAUGGUAAGAUCCUGCAUUCUUGAAGUUCCUGAAAUCACAUUUCAGAUUAUUGAUAUGGGUUCAACAAGUACAAUGGACAUAGCAGUUUUAGCAGAUGUUUUAGUAGAAUAUGAAGCAGAUAAAUAUGCUGAAGUCUGGAUUAAUCAGGGGAGAAUUUACACUUCUGAAAUUAGAUGUACACAGGUUAAUGACAAGUCCUAUAAUGAUCCUUCUCAGUCUCUUCAAGAAUCUGAGCUGUCAACUUUUUACACUUCUGAGCCUCAUGAAGUAAGAAAUCUAUUUGCUGAGCCAGCUGACCACAUUGAGAUUUCUCCUGAUAAUCACAAUGUUGAAGUGCAAGUUGAGAAAAUAAGUAUCCAUUCUGAAGACUAUUAUCCUGUUAGUGUUUCCAGCUGUAACUUUGGAAACACAUUAUACUGGAAUUCACAGACCAUUGAUAAAUACAGGUUCUUGGCUCUGGACUACAGUGGAACGGUGGUUGCAACAGGCAGUGAUGUAAAAAAGAUCAAAGUGGGAGAUCAUAUUGUUUCAUGCUACCCAGUGGCUGCAUCUUCAAGAAUCAGGAUUCCAGAAGCAGUGUGUUUCAAAACCCAGAAAUUUCCAUGUUUUCAAACUGUACCCUGUGUCUCCUUCUUCAGGAUAGGAUGGGAAAUUUUGCACCAGAUGUUACCAAAGAUGAAACAGAAUAGAUUUUUAGGCAUUAUUUCUGAUGAACCACAAUCGGUUUUGUGUAAAGUGCUUGCUUUGUCAGCUCAGGAACAGGGCUGGAACACCUUAUGUACAGCACUUGACAGCAGCCUGGAAAAAAGAGUAGCUCAAUGCAACGCCCUUGUCUUUCUGCCCUUCCUAGAAAGAUUACCCAAAGACGUCUUAGCCCGUCUUUCACAUCUUCAGGAUGUUGUGGUAAUCGAUGGCAACCACCAUUCUGAACACUUGCGAUCUCUAAUUGGAAGCGGUCAUGAAAACUUUCAAAUUCAUAUUCUCAGUCUUGCAACCAUUUUUCAGAAAUCAUCGCUGAAACAUUCCCACAAGCCUUUCAGUGACUGGUUGAAAUCAAUGCAACGCAGGCAAUUCAAGGACUUGCCUUGUUCCGUUUUUCAGCCGACAGAAAACAGUGAGAGCAUAGACACGAUAACAUCCUACUUUACCUGUAAGGCUGUCUCAUUUGCUGUGCUGAAAAACAAUGGGCAGAACAGGUGUAUUUCUGACAUACCAGUGCAUGAAGCAAAGCGGAAGAUGUUUAAGCAGAAUGCUGUUUACAUAGUCAUAGGAGGACUCACUGGGCUUGGCUAUGAAACUGUUAGAUUUAUUGCUCAAAAUGGAGGAGGAUGCAUCGUGAUCCUUUCAAGGAGAAAGCCCAGCACUGAAAAACAGAAGGAAAUAAGUGAUUUGCAGAUUCAGAACAAGUGGAGCAAGGUCAUCAGUCUGCAGUGCAAUGUGACUUUUUGGCCUGAGGUUGAGAAAGCAAUCAGUUCAAUCAGCAAAAUCUUUCCAAAGUGUCCAAUCAAAGGUGUUUUCCACGGUGCUGUGGUUUUGCAUGAUGGGCGCAUUGAAAAUAUGACGCUCACUAGCUUUGAGAAAGUUUUAAGCCCAAAGGUUGCUGGUGCCAUCAAUCUGCACCACGCCACUCAGGGACAGGCUCUUGAUUAUUUUGUAUGUUAUUCAUCUGUUGCUUCCUUCCUUGGAAAUUCAUUGCAAGCAAACUAUGCUGCUGCCAAUUCCUUCCUGGACCUUUUCUGCCAAUUCAGAAGAAACUGUGGACUGUCGGGACAAUCCAUCAACUGGGGUGCCUUGAAUCUGGGACUACUGGAUGGUAAAAAUCAACUUCAAAAAUUGGUGGAAUCAAAGGGUAUAUCAAUUCUGCAAGUGGAUGAGAUCCAUGAGAAUCUUAAAACAAGCUUAACUCUGAACCACCCUCAGCAAGCUGCCGUGAAGCUGAACUUCAAAACAAUGCUCAACACUUACUAUCGUCAAGUUCCAGCAAUCAAAAGUCGCCUGCAUACAAUUAUGAUAGAACAUUUUGGCAGUCAGGCUGAGCUUUUUGAACAAGCCAUCUCCAAGGAUUUGGCUGCACUAAACAUUGAAGACUAUAUCAUAUCAUUGGUGAGUCAGCUCAUUAGUACAGAUCCAAGUGACAUUGCAAUGAAUACACCCCUCUUGUCCCUUGGCAUAGAUUCCAUGUUGGCCAUGACUCUGCGCAAUCUCAUUUAUAUAGAACAUAAGGUUGAUAUACCACUUGUGAAAAUUCUUGAUCCUCAUAGCACAGUGCUUAGUUUAGCACUGCUUUUAGAAGAAUGUUCUAAGGAACCUGGGGAACCUACUGUAUGUACUUGAGUAUAAGCUGACCCGAAUAUAAGCCGAGGCACCAAAUUUUAGCACAAAAAACUGGGAAAACUUAUUGACUUGAGUAUAAGCCGGUUCACCACACCACAAACCUGGUGGCGGCAGCAGCGGAGGAAGAAAGGGCUGCUUUCUGGCUGCUCGUUCCUCCUCCGCCGCCUCUGCCAAGAGCCUCCCUAUAAAACAAAAAGAAGAUCUUAUUAUGGAAAAACUAAUACUGAACCAUCUUCAAUAAAAGCAUCCUGGGCCGCUCGUCCUUCUGCCACCGCCUUUGCCGCUCGCAAGAGCAGGCAUAGGAGCCGCGGUUGGGAGAGGCAUAGCACAGCUCCUGUGCCUGCCCUUGCGAGACAUGGGCGGCGGCGGCAGGACUAGCGGCGAGAAAGGGCUCCUUUCGGGCCGCUCAUCCCUCCGCCACUCCUGCCUCACUCAAGUAUAAACCGAGAGGGGCUUUUCCAGCAUAAAAAUAUGUGCUGAAAAAGUUGGCUUAUACUCGAGUAUAUACGGUAAGUGAUUCCUGAGGGGAAAAUGAACUGUGAAGUAGUAACCUGAAAUAUCUUUUCCUAGCUUCAGUGUUGAUUUUAUUUGCAUCAUUUAAAAAAAUAAAAUCUAAUUUUUCUAUUAAUAGUGACCCUCAACAAGAACCAUAAUUUGGAUUAACUAAAUAGAUGUAAUUAUAGUCUUAGUUAGUGCCAGCUGCUAUUUUACCACAAUCAUUUAAAUCUGCUGACAGUUAAGCUUUUCAUGUGAGGACUUAUCCAUACUUACCUUGUGACCCACUCUUUCCAGACACAGGUUCGUGCUUUAAAGCUCUGUCUCCAAGCAUGUGUGGUUUUUGCCCUGGAGCUUUCCCUGCAAAAAUCCACUCUUUAGCUCUCAGUCGGUGCACAUGUCAAUUCAGGCUUUCAGUGGGUUGAAGUUUGCUCUGAUUGAGUGCUAAAAUGCAGGUUUUCAUGGGGAAAGCUCCACAGUAAAAAAAUAAAGGGGUGCUGGGACAUGGAGCUUUAAAGUACAGCAUGGAAAGAGCAGAGGAAAGGUUGAUAAGCCCAGAGAGUCCUGAAACAGCUUACUCUGAACCAUUUUGGGGCAUUCUUGGUUUGCCCUUCCUAAUGUUUUAGCAUGCUUAAGACAAGUAAAGUGGUUUACGGGGAUCACUUGCCCUUUAUGAAAGGGUGCAGAGGCUGAGCUUGAAUUUGAACAUUAAACACAGGAUUUUAAAAUGAAUGUAAAAUGUGUUUCUGAUUUUUUUUUAAUCUAUGAGUCAUUUGCUCCACUACAGUAUGUUUUGUAUGUUUAUCUUCUCCCUUUUGAAAACUGAUCAAGGAAAUUCAAACAACCAUUACAAUACAUAGCAUUUUUCACUGUGAGCUCACAGUUUCCAAGGGAGAUACGACAUAGUGCUUUGCUUCUGCCUCUCCUGGGUCUUUUAAAAAGUGAACUGAGCAAAGGGCUGUAUUUGGAGUUCAGUCCUCACUGCCAUUGGCUGCCUUCAUUCCCAGGUCUGUAUGCAGUAUAAUUAACAUUACACUUUAUAUUUUGCAGACUUUGGAGGUUAGUUAAGUACCAUAUUAGUUAACUUUGCAUAUCAUGUUUAAAAUUGUGAAGUUCAUAUUCCCCCCCCCUAUUUUUAAUAUGGAAGAUGUUUUUACCUUCAUUACUACUUUGUACUUGCAUAUUUUAUAAUUUUAUGCUAUACAGCGAAGUCAUUUUGCUUUAUUACUACUUUGUAUCAA
This is a messenger RNA of Podarcis raffonei (Aeolian wall lizard), 8756 nucleotides long. RefSeq lists its product as uncharacterized. The record is from RefSeq and is a predicted model, not a curated record. Bases 727 to 7020 code for a protein of 2097 amino acids. The transcript has 6 exons. NCBI's taxonomy places the organism in Eukaryota, Metazoa, Chordata, Lepidosauria, Squamata, Lacertidae. Gene Ontology annotation, biological process: fatty acid biosynthetic process. Gene Ontology annotation, molecular function: fatty acid synthase activity.